AAAAAAUUAGGAUUCCUAAUUUACCGACUAAAAUCUCGCCAUCACUUUAUUUACCUGUUUACCAGUCUAGGAUAGGGAAAUAUCUUUGGUCUAGGAAAAUAGAUUUUCUAUGAGGAAAAUAUCUUUGUAGGUGUUCUAAGGUGGGAUAUAUGGUUUAAAGUGUAUUUGUAAGUGUAUGGUAUACAAACACUAUAGAUUUAUCAGUAUCAAACAGUAUCUUUGACAAGAUAACAUAACAAUACAAAUUACACAUAAUAUAUUACAAAAACAUCAAAAUGGAUAUCGGGGAAUUAUUAGAUUAUAAACCACCACAAGCCAUUAAGAGACCAACAGAAGGAGAAGACGACGAUGACGAAGAACGUACACGGAAAAUGCGAAGAAUCGCAAGGGCAAAGGCAGACCAAAUGGCAAGACCUACAUCACCAACACCCUCAAUUCAAACUUUGGACCAAAUAACUGACGAAGAAAGAGCCGAAAUUUUGAAGUUCGUCGAAACUGAACAAACGCAAGGUGAAGUUGUUGACGAAGCAGGAAUUAAAAAGAUUGUGUUGAAUUUUGAAAAGAGGGGCUUGAAGAACCGAGAAAUGAGAAUUAAGUUUCCUGAUUCACCUGAGAAAUUCAUGGAGAGCGAAAUAGAAUUGCAUGAAAUUUUGCAGGAAAUGAGAGUGUUGGCUACUGCUCCAGAUUAUUAUCCUCUACUAGUCAAGUUGCAAAUUAUUCCCAGUUUGUUAGAACUGCUGUCACAUGACAAUACAGAUAUAGCUGUAGCUACUGUAGAGUUACUCCAGGAGUUAACUGAUGUAGAUAUCCUUCAUGAAUCAGAAGAAGGUGCAGAUGCUUUAAUCGAUGCAUUGUUGGAGCAUCAAAUAGUGGCCCUUCUUGUCCAAAAUUUGGACAGGCUAGAUGAGACUGUCAAGGAAGAAGCUGCUGGAGUACACAACACUUUAUCUAUUAUUGAAAACUUAAUUGAAUUACGCAGUGAAAUUACAACAGAGUCAGUGAAACAAGGUCUAAUGGCUUGGCUGCUGAAAAGAUUAAAAUUAAAGGCACCUUUUGACAGUAACAAGUUGUAUGCAAGUGAAAUGUUGUCAAUUUUACUCCAAAACAAUGAGAAGAAUAGCAUAACCUUGGGGGAAUUGGACGGCAUAGACACAUUGUUGCAACAGCUUGCUUUUUACAAAAGACAUGAUCCAUCCAGUGCAGAUGAGCAUGAACUUAUGGAAAAUUUGUUUCACGCAUUGUGCAGCUCUUUAAUGUGUGCUCCAAACAGAGAUAGGUUCUUAAAAGGGGAAGGAUUGCAACUUAUGAAUUUGAUGUUAAGAGAAAAGAAAACGUCCAGAAAUGGAUCAUUGAAAGUAUUAGAUUAUGCCAUGUCUGGUUCUCAUGGAAAAGACAACUGUAAUAAGUUUGUGGAUAUACUUGGUCUGAGAACGAUAUUCCCGUUGUUCAUGAAAACGCCAAAAAAAAAUCGAAAGAAAGUCUUAUCCACUGAAGAACAUGAGGAACAUGUUUGCUCGAUCAUAGCAUCAAUGUUGAGAAAUUGUAGAGGUUCACAGAGACAGAGACUUAUCAGCAAGUUCACUGAAAAUGACCAUGAAAAAGUAGAUCGUUUAUUAGAGUUACACUUCAAAUAUUUGGAAAAGGUGGAAGCUAUAGAUGACGUCAUUGAAGAACAUGAUGAAGACGAGGAUGCGGCAUAUUUAAAAAGACUUGAAGGCGGAUUGUUCACAUUACAGCUUGUAGAUUACAUAAUAGUUGAAGUUUGUAAUGCUGGGCCUGCCAGCAUUAAACAGCGAGUCAUGCAAAUAUUAAAUUUACGGGGCGCAUCUUUAAAAACUAUCAAACACAUUAUGAGAGAAUAUGCGGGUAAUCUAGGAGAAGCUGGCGACAAAGAAUGGACAGAACAAGAACAACAGCAUAUUUUAAAUUUAGUAGAUAAGUUUUAAAAAUUUAAUUUUGUAUAUUUUAUUUAUGAAAUAAAUAAUUAUUAAUUAGUUAA
Aethina tumida (small hive beetle) is the source of this 1999-nucleotide messenger RNA. Its product is annotated as beta-catenin-like protein 1. Gene Ontology annotation, molecular function: protein binding. The transcript is spliced from 3 exons. The record is from RefSeq and is a predicted model, not a curated record. Bases 276 to 1946 code for a protein of 556 amino acids. Gene Ontology annotation, cellular component: spliceosomal complex. NCBI's taxonomy places the organism in Eukaryota, Metazoa, Arthropoda, Insecta, Coleoptera, Nitidulidae.